Scutellospora calospora is the source of this 421-nucleotide messenger RNA. The record is from the annotation of a GenBank genome assembly. NCBI's taxonomy places the organism in Eukaryota, Fungi, Glomeromycota, Glomeromycetes, Diversisporales, Gigasporaceae.
CCCGAAGCAUUGCUUGAUAUUAAAUACGGUGAAAAGGAUGUAGAAUAUGGCAACGUUUUAACAAUUAAUGAAGCUGCAAAUACUCCUGAUGUUAAAUUUGUGCUUGGAGAUUGUAAUCCCAAUACAAAAUUUACAUUGUUGAUGGUCGAUCCUGAUGUUCCAAGUCGCGCUAACCCAAAUCAAAGCGAAUAUUGUCAUUGGGUCGUUGGCAAUAUUCCAUCUGAUGCAAAUUUGUCCAAUGCAACUAUCGUUGAUACUUACCAAGGACCAUAUCCACCACCAGGAACUGGUUAUCAUCGAUAUACGUUUUUAUUAUACGAACAGCCAGUUCCAUGCAUCGAAUUUCAAAUACUUGAGGGAACAAAUAGAAAUAAUUUCGAAGCUCGCCAAUUUGCCAAACAAUACGAAUUAAAGCUUAUUA